GUUUGGAGGUGGAUUGUGGCAACAUUUAAAACAUCAAAUACUUGCGGACUAUAGAUCGCCUGUCUGAAAUGGAGCAGAGGCUGAAUAAAAUGAGUUUGGAACAGGAAAUUCUCACCAGGAAACUGAGCGAGAAAUUGGCCGAAUGUGACGAAACUGAAAAGAAAGAUAAGCGUUGUAAGGACGGGUGGACGAGGUUUAAGGAAUCGUGCUACAAGUUCGGGGACAGUGACCUGACAUUCGACAGCGCACAGGAAUACUGCAAAAAUAUCGGCGCUUCCCUAGUUCACAUUGACACGACAGAAGAAAACGUGUUCCUACGAGGGUUGCUGCGGACAUUGAAAAGUCCUAAACACUGGAUUGGUAUGACAGACGAGGCUAAAGAGGGCAAUUGGACAUACCUGGACGGGAAGACUGUGUCCUUUACCGACUGGGGAACGUACCAACCCAACAACGGCCGGGUUUCCAACUGUGGUGCUUUUUGGGAGAGUUUCGGUUACUUGUGGGUUGAUAAGCCUUGCACAAACACGUUCAAACCCAUCUGCGAGAUGUAAUUCACGUGGAGGUUACCAGCAGUUUGGUCAAAUGAUUAAUCUGACUAACGUUGUAAUCCUUUGGUGAUAUACUCAACCAAAAUGCUUCUAAUAUUACAUUUAAAUAUCAAAUGGAAAUUUAGAAUAUUAAUUGUAUACUGUUCAUCAUCGUUUACAUAAACAAUACACCACGUAUAACAUUGUGUGUACAGAC
Molecule: messenger RNA, 744 nt
Organism: Mya arenaria
Lineage: Eukaryota; Metazoa; Mollusca; Bivalvia; Myida; Myidae
Product: perlucin-like protein
Exons: 5
Coding region: 69-551 (160 amino acids)
Molecular function (GO): signaling receptor activity
Source: RefSeq, a predicted model, not a curated record